This is a messenger RNA of Kwoniella botswanensis, 966 nucleotides long. RefSeq lists its product as uncharacterized. The transcript has 3 exons. Bases 1 to 966 code for a protein of 321 amino acids. Lineage: Eukaryota; Fungi; Basidiomycota; Tremellomycetes; Tremellales; Cryptococcaceae. The record is from RefSeq and is a predicted model, not a curated record.
AUGUCAAGACCAACUACACCCUCCACACCUGUUCGACCACCAAGAUCUGACAGACGAUUGACUCUCGAAUCAAUCGCUUCAGUGUCUAGUCAAGUACCGACUGAUCACUCCACUCCUCCACCUGCUUUACCUGCCUCCUCACCAGCCUCAUCAGAAGAGAACCAACCUCAGACACCCAAAACACCCACAACACCUACGAGUCGACCAAAAUUAGCUAAUAGGGAAUCGACCUCUUCGAUCAAGAGGAAGCCUGUACCAUCCACACCUGAAGAUCUAUCUCCAUCUAUGGAAUUAGCUGGAUUACCAUCUUCCAAAUCUUUCGAUAGUCCUUUGAUCACAACCAUUAGAUCGUCCAGGGACGAACAACCUCCAAGGUAUAUCUUACCUGUUGAUUUACCAUUACCAAUUGCCGAAUCCAUUCAGAAUCACCCCGAAGCUGGACCCUCAUCAUCAUCAUCACCAUCAGAAGACGAACAAAUAGAUUUCUCAGCUUCUAGACCACCUUCUUACGCCAAUGAUAUCCACCAGGCUCGACCGAUCAUCACCGCUUCCACUUCUACUUCCAGAAACCACCAGACCAGCCAUGAAGAACUAUAUUUCGAUCCUACCGCCGGAUUAGGCGGUCAUCAAUCACCGACAUUCACCUUACAGUCGUCUGACGAAUUACCAUGUUACGCAGAGGAGACUCAGACAGAACCCAAGACGCUGGCUAGAGCUUUGUGGAAAUGGGGAUGGAUAUGUCCUCUGUUGUGGAUCAUCGGGAUGUGCAUUAUGUGGAUCCCAUUGAAACCAGUCGAGGAAGAGAGUGAUCCUGAAAAAGCACAGAAAUUAGAAGAGAUGAUCGUUAUUUUAAGAAAGACCGAAAUGAAAUACGCCAAGAGAUGCGCCUAUGGUACAUUGGGAUUCUCAGCGUUGUUAAUUACUAUAAUCGUUAUCGCCAUUGUACUUUCAAAGGUCUUGAAAUAG